Molecule: messenger RNA, 1648 nt
Organism: Calypte anna (Anna's hummingbird)
Lineage: Eukaryota; Metazoa; Chordata; Aves; Apodiformes; Trochilidae
Gene: ALPL
Product: alkaline phosphatase, biomineralization associated
Exons: 12
Coding region: 94-1647 (517 amino acids)
Biological process (GO): dephosphorylation
Cellular component (GO): plasma membrane
Molecular function (GO): alkaline phosphatase activity
Source: RefSeq, a predicted model, not a curated record
CCCAGCCUCCUCCCGCCGCCCAGGAGGGACGUGGGUGUCGCGACCCAAGUUUCUGCGGCUCUCUCCUCUCCAGCACCCACCCAGCACCGCAGAAUGAAGGUUCUCCUCCUCAUCUUCUUUGCCCAGCUUGGCUCCACAUCACUGGUCCCUGAGAGGGAGAAGGACCCCGAGUACUGGAGGGCACAGGCACAGGAGACCCUGCGGGAGGCUCUGAGGCUCCAGCAUCUCAACCAGAACGUGGCCAAGAACCUCAUCCUCUUCCUGGGUGAUGGGAUGGGAGUCUCCACCGUCACGGCCGCCCGCAUCCUGAAGGGGCAGCUGCAGAACCGCAAGGGCGAGGAGAGCCUCCUGGAGAUGGAGAAGUUCCCCUACGUCGCCUUGGCCAAGACCUACAACACCAACGCGCAGGUGCCGGACAGCGCGGGCACGGCCACCGCCUACCUGUGUGGUGUCAAAGCCAACGAGGGGACAGUGGGUGUCAGUGCCGGUGUCACCCGGGACCGCUGCAACACCACCAAGGGGCAGGAGGUGACCUCCAUCCUGCGCUGGGCAAAGGAUGAAGGCAAGGCAGUGGGCAUUGUCACCACCACCCGGGUGACCCACGCGACACCCAGCGCUGCCUACGCCCACUCUGCCAACCGUGACUGGUACUCGGAUGGGGAGAUGCCCCUGGAUGCCCUGGAAGGUGGCUGCAGAGACAUUGCCCGGCAGCUGGUGGAGAACAUCCCUGACAUCGAGGUGAUCUUGGGUGGGGGAAGGAAAUACAUGUUCCCCAAAAAUGCCAGCGACGUGGAGUAUCCCCAGGAGGACAAACACCGAGGGACCCGCCUGGACCGCAGGGACCUGGUCCAGGCCUGGCACGAUGCCAAACCCCGUGGCAAGGUGGCCAAGUACGUGUGGCACCGGCGGGACCUGCUGGCACUCAACCUCAGCCGUGUGGACUUCCUUCUGGGUCUCUUCGAGCCCGGUGACCUGGUGUACGAGUUGGACAGGAAUAACGAGACGGACCCGUCCCUGACCGAGAUGGUGGGGGUGGCCAUCAGGAUGCUCCAGAAAAACCCCCGAGGGUUCUUCCUCCUGGUGGAAGGGGGUCGGAUCGACCACGGGCACCACGAGGGGAAGGCAAAGCAGGCCCUGCAUGAGGCAGUGGAGCUGGACAGAGCCAUCGGGCUGGCCUCCCGCCUGACCUCCCCCAGGGACACCCUCAGCGUUGUCACCGCUGACCACUCCCACGUCUUCACCUUCGGGGGCUACACCCCCCGUGGGAACCCCAUCUUCGGUCUGGCCCCGAUGCAGAGUGAUGUGGAUCGCAAACCUUUCACCUCCAUCCUCUAUGGGAAUGGCCCUGGGUAUAAAAUUGUGGCAGGGGAACGAGAAAACGUCUCUGCUGUGGACUUUGCCCACGCUGACUACCAGGCUCAGUCGGCCGUCCCGCUGCGCCAGGAGACCCACGGGGGGGAGGACGUGGCUGUUUUUGCCCGUGGGCCCAUGGCCCACCUGCUCCACGGGGUCCACGAGCAGAAUUACAUCCCCCACGCCAUGGCUUACGCCGCCUGCAUCGGCCCCAACCACGGCCACUGCAGCUCUGCCACCCGCCCUGCCACCACCCUCCUGCCCUUCCUCCCCCUCCUCAUCCUCCUCUCCUAAA